AUGCUGGAAAUUAUCAAGUUUGCGAAUUUAUUGACCAUUUCAAUAAUGAUCAUCCUGUUCUUUUUCCCUGCCCUUCAAUCAUCUCCUCCAGCAGAAGCCAUAAGAUCAUCAGCUUCAGUUAUUCCAGAAACAAGCUCAUUCUUCUUCAGAAAGGCUGCGGAAUUCAAGAAUGUAAAAGAUGAAAUUUGUAACCCCUCUUUUGUUCAUGUUGCUAUGACUCUUGAUGUUCAAUUCCUUCGGGGUACAAUUGCUUCUGUUCAUUCCAUUCUUCUGAAUUCUGUGUGCCCAGAAAACAUCUUUUUUCAUUUCAUCUCUUCAGAUACAGAGAAUGACCUUAUUUCCCUCAUCAAAGGCGUUUUUCCUUCCAUCAAACUGAAGGGGCACUAUUUUAAUCCAGAAAUCGUUCAGAAGAGGAUAUCUUCAACUGUUAGACAAGCCCUUGAACAGCCAUUGAAUUAUGCAAGAAAUUACCUGGCUCAUCUUAUUGGUGAGCCCGGUGUUGAAAGAGUCAUAUAUCUAGAUUCUGAUGUUGUUUUGGUUGAUGAUGUAUCAAAGCUAUGGGAAAUUAAUCUUCAAUCUGCAAUUCUGGGUUCACCAGAAUACUGCCAAGCUAAUUUCACCAAGUAUUUCACACACAAGUUUUGGUCACAGGAGAAAUUUUUCAAAGCUUUCUCCGGCCGAAAACCAUGUUAUUUCAACACAGGUGUUAUGGUGAUUGAUUUGGUCACGUGGAGAAAAAAUGGAUGCACAAAGAAGAUUGAAAGAUGGAUGGAAAUCCAAAAGGAUUACAGGAUUUAUGAUCUUGGAUCUUUGCCUCCGUUUCUUUUGGCUUUCGCUGGAAAAAUUGCACCAAUCGACCAUAGAUGGAAUCAACAUGGGCUAGGGGGUGAUAACCUGAGAGGGAAUUGCAGGCAAUUGCACCCUGGUCCGGUUAGUUUGCUGCAUUGGAGUGGGAAGGGCAAGCCCUGGCUCAGGCUAGAUUCUGGCAAUCCUUGCCCACUUGACCUAAUUUGGUCUCAUUAUGAUUUGUAUGGUUCAUCACUCUGA
This is a messenger RNA of Oldenlandia corymbosa var. corymbosa, 1047 nucleotides long. The record is from the annotation of a GenBank genome assembly. NCBI's taxonomy places the organism in Eukaryota, Viridiplantae, Streptophyta, Magnoliopsida, Gentianales, Rubiaceae.